UCAUAGUGCUUUUCGGGUGUGCCAAACUGCCAAUGAUAUGAGAGGAUGAAAUGGACGUGGUGGGAGUUUGGUUUUGUGGCACUGACCUAAUUAGCAACUGUACACCUCAUAUAACCACAUAAUCAAGCCCGCCAUUCCCUAUUUUAUUUUUCUCAUAUUCGAAUUUAAAUUUAUUAGAUACAAUUCAACCUCAAAAACUAAUUCAUAAAGCGAUGAUUGUUGGCCAUUUAUAUACACAAUUUUGAUCAUAUCACUAUUCAACUCCAACACGCCCUCCAAGCAUAAAAUUUGCAGGAUUAGACAUUUCCAGCAACACUUGAAGUUGUCAAUCAAUGGCCAUGAAGCCCUCAACUUCCACAAGUGGGUCUGGCAAGAAGAUUAGAAAGCCUUAUACUAUUACCAAAUCUAGGGAGAGCUGGUCUGAGGAAGAGCACGACAAGUUUCUCGAAGCUCUUCAACUAUUUGACAGAGAUUGGAAGAAAAUUGAAGAUUUUGUUGGUUCAAAAUCAGUUAUUCAGAUUAGAAGUCAUGCCCAGAAGUACUUCUUGAAAGUUCAAAAGAGCGGGACAGUAGCACAUGUGCCUCCUCCUCGGCCUAAGCGCAAAGCUUCUCAUCCUUAUCCACAAAAGGCAUCCAAAAAUGUUUUGUUGCCAAUGCCAGCUUCCAUGGUUUAUGUUUCUUCCACUAGUACCCUUCCACCAGGGUAUGUCACAUGGGAUGAAAAUUCCUUGCUCAUGAAUUCUGGAUCCAACAAAUCAGUGCCUUGUAAGGAUGAGCUCGCCAAUCUUCUUGGAAAUGAAGCUGAUAUUGGAUCAAAGGGGAUAACACGAAUUGACCACAGCAGUCUUAGUGGUGUUGGGAACUCUACUAGAAAUCUGCCUGCUACUGAGAUGCCAAAACAAGGGAAACAGGCUCAGGUUAUUCAUGGUUUGCCAGAUUUUGCUGAUGUUUACAGCUUCAUUGGAAGUGUUUUUGAUCCAGACACAGAAGGCCAUGUCCAGAAGCUGAAGGAAAUGGAUCCUAUAAAUUUUGAAACUGUUUUGUUGUUAAUGAAAAACCUCACUGUCAAUUUGUCUAGUCCUGACUUUGAGCCCGUUAGGGAGGUCAUGUCAUCAUACGAUGUCCAUACAAAAACAGUAGGAGUUACCGCAGGAAUUGACGUCAAGAAGCAGACAAAUGAUCUAUCAUGUCAAACAGCUUGACAACCAUUAAUUGAACUUAUUAUCAAAUUUGGAUGGAAGACCGAGGUUUUGCCCAACCAGCAGCAUUAGCAAUGCAUUCACAUUAACUCGUUGUGAAACUUGAAAAUGCAACCAAACCAUCAGCCUAUGUAACCACAACCAGGAGAGUUUGUUUUAAUGGAAGUGCUAGCAAAGCCAAAAAUAUAUUCAUCGGGUAAUUCUAAGGUGCACAAGGUUUUGUAGUAUUGCAGUGAUUCUAGUACUUAUUUAUGGAAUGUGGUUUUCAAGUAGACACAUGGGUCUAACUGUAAGAUAAGUUUGAUGGCUCAGGUGUAUUAAUUGGAGAGGUGGGGGGCUAGUCAUAGUAGCUUAUAUCAAUGUGGCCUAACUUUCAAUGUAAAUCAUAAAGAGCAUCAUAACAGGAAGUGGUCCCAAUUUCUAAUUCUACUUACUUUUUUUUUUAGCAUCAAUAAUUGGAAUGCAAUUGUGAAGUUAACAAGAAAGCA
Molecule: messenger RNA, 1687 nt
Organism: Glycine soja
Lineage: Eukaryota; Viridiplantae; Streptophyta; Magnoliopsida; Fabales; Fabaceae
Product: protein REVEILLE 8-like
Exons: 10
Coding region: 333-1202 (289 amino acids)
Molecular function (GO): DNA binding
Source: RefSeq, a predicted model, not a curated record